AUGAGUCUCUCCGCGAGACUGGCUUGGCGGGCGACGACGAGGUGUGCUGCGAUUGCAAGACCUGCUGCCACAGGGUUUGCGCCGAGAGCGACCAUAGCUGCAUCGUCACGAUGCCUCUUCUUCACGAAAGCGCAGUCACAGCUAGAUCAUAAGACCCAGCCGAAAGUGCCAGAGGAAAAGCGUGCUGUACCACCGUCUGUGACGCAACUUGAUGCCAAACCAUCCCGCCCUGCCGCCGUCCUCCACGAAGAUAUCUAUACGCUGCCCAACAUCCUGACCUUCACACGUCUCGCUGCCGCCCCCGUGAUAGGCUAUCUCGUCUUGCAUGAUCAGCACGCAUGGGCCGUUGGCCUCUUCGCCUACGCAGGUAUAACCGACUUGCUAGAUGGAUGGAUUGCGAGGCGAUGGGACAGCAAGACUGUUGUGGGUACCGUUAUUGACCCCAUGGCCGAUAAGACACUCAUGACCAUCCUUACAGUCUGUCUUGCUGUGAAGGGUGCCUUGCCAAUCUGGUGUGCGGGCAUCAUCCUUGGCCGUGACGUUGGCCUUGCUAUCUCUGCCAUAUAUUACCGCUGGAUCUCCCUCCCGCCGCCAAAAACAUUUGCUCGCUACUGGGACUUUUCACUUCCGUCAGCUGAAGUGCGUCCCACGACAAUCAGCAAAUACAACACCUUCCUACAGCUUGCCCUCGUCGGAAUCACCACUGCUGCGCCUAUCUUGACAUAUGACCUGGCAUCUGCACUGACAGUCAUGCAAUAUGUUGUCUCUGGCACCACUAUCUGGAGCGGCGCAAGCUAUAUCUAUACAAAGGAUGCGGUCAAGAUCCUUAAUAAGCAAACUCCUAAAAAGCCUUAG
This is a messenger RNA of Fusarium sp. VM40, 855 nucleotides long. The record is from the annotation of a GenBank genome assembly. NCBI's taxonomy places the organism in Eukaryota, Fungi, Ascomycota, Sordariomycetes, Hypocreales, Nectriaceae.